Molecule: messenger RNA, 537 nt
Organism: Cimex lectularius (bed bug)
Lineage: Eukaryota; Metazoa; Arthropoda; Insecta; Hemiptera; Cimicidae
Gene: Sf3b5
Product: probable splicing factor 3B subunit 5
Exons: 1
Coding region: 110-367 (85 amino acids)
Biological process (GO): mRNA splicing, via spliceosome
Cellular component (GO): precatalytic spliceosome; U2 snRNP
Source: RefSeq, a predicted model, not a curated record
UCUGUAAAGUUGAAAGUGGCAUAGUGGUUACUGAUUAGUGUCUACUGUCUAGUGGUAGGUUACUCACUGAGCCGGACACAAGCUUCAAAUUGUAUCUAUCCGUGUAACUAUGGGUGACAGAUACAACAUCCACAGCCAGUUGGAACAUUUGCAGUCCAAGUAUAUAGGAACUGGCCACGCGGACACGAUUAAAUACGAAUGGCUCGUAAACCAGCACCGGGACAGCUACUCGAGCUACGUCGGCCACUUCGACAUCCUCAACUUCUUUGCCAUAGCUGAAAACGAGGCGAAGGCGAGGAUAAGGUUCAACCUGAUGGAGAAGAUGCUGCAGCCGUGCGGACCUCCACCUGAAAAGCCUGAAGACUAAUUUGUGAACUGAACAAAGACCGUUUUUUUUUUUGUAAAUUGUGCUAAUUUUUAUUGUAUAUUUUUUAAUUGUCGUGUAUGUUCACACAAGAACCUUUUUAUAAGCGUUUACCGUUAAAAAAAAUUGUUAAAACUAAGUAUUGUAACAAAAUAUAUCAAAUAAAAAAACUA